AUGAACACUGAUCUGGAGAUAUACAAAAAGAAAACUGAUUUGGUUACUAUUCUGGAGGAGAUAUAUUUUUUGGCCUCAGCUGUUCGUGAGCAACCUGAAGUGGAGAGCUCUGGUUCAGGUUGUGAAAUCUGGACCCUGAUGGUCAAUAGACUUCUGGCCGCGUACAUUCGGCUGUGCCCACUUGGUCUGCUGCGUUCGCGCCCACCUUUCCCUUCCCCCCCUCCCUCUGGCCCUGGGCUGGUGGCGGCCCUACCCCCCCGCUGGCGCUGGUGGUGCUGCCUCCCUUAUGCUUCCGCUGCGCCGGGCGCCCACGGUCCUUGGCUUUUCCCUACGGCCGCUCCGGUGCUCUACAAUCUUAGGCCGGGAUCCGGCCCCGUCCCUUCGCCCUCCCGUAGUUAUGGAUCCACUGUAUCUCCAGUUGGUAUAUCAACUUGGGACAAAGCUAAGCUGGACCAGGAUGAACACUCUGAUUCUGUAGAUAUACAAAAAGAAACUGAUUUGGUCUACUAUUCUGGAGCUGUUAGUGAGCAACCUGAAGUGGAGAGCUCUGGUUCAGGUGUGAAACUUGAAAAUGAUGGUCCAAAGAAUGGCCGCGUACCUCGUGCUGUGCCACUUGGUCUUGAUGAGUUCAAGAGCAAAAACAUUAAUUCCAAAACUAAAUCUGGAAAUGGUGAGGCUGGAGGCAUAAACACAGAGUGGAGCCUGGUGGUGCUGAAUACAAUUAUGCUUCAGCUGCGAAGGGAGCCAAGGGAUAAGGACAAGUACCUUCGCAAUCCAUGUUCUGCAGAAGGAAAAUUUGUCGAUAUAGAGCUUUCAGAAGAAACGUUAGUAGAUACAAUUCAAAUAGCUAAUCAUGAGCACUAUUCUUCUAAUUUAAAGGCUUUUGAGCUGCUUGGCAGUUUGGUCUAUCCAACAGAUGAAUGGGUUCUACUUGGGAAUUUCACUGCUGCAAAUAAUAAGCUUGCACAAAGGUUUGAUUUUCAGGAACCCAAGUGGGUGAGAUAUAUAAAGUUGAAUCUUUUGAGCCAUCACGGUUCAGAAUUCUAUUGCACACUCAGUGUUAUUGAAAUUUAUGGAGUGGAUGCUGUUGAGCGAAUGCUUGAGGAUUUGAUUUCUGUUGAAAGCAGUCCGUUUGUGUCUGAGGGAGCAACUGUCGACCAGAAACCUACGUCCUCCAACCCAGACUCCCCUGAGGUUGAUGAAUUUUAUCAUAAUAUUGUUAAAGAAUUGGAACCUGAAUAUGCAGUUGGAAACUCUGACUUGAACAAUGAAAUAAUGAAAAGUGAGGUGCCUGAUCCCAUCAAAGAGGCUCGCCAUCUACAAGUUAACAGGAUGCCUGGGGACACCGUUCUUAAAAUACUAAUGCAGAAAGUUCGUUCCUUGGAUUUAGUUUAUCAGUUCUGGAGCGAUACCUGGAGGAAUCUAAUUCAAGAUAUGGCAAAGAUCAGAGAAGACAUAAGGAAUCUCCUUGAAAGCCAGGAAAUCAUUGCUAAAGAUGUUCGCAACCUAUUAUCUUGGCAGUCCCUAGUCUCCAUGCAGUUGGGUAAUUUAGUCAGGGACAAUGCUAUCCUCAGAUCUGAGGUUGAAAAGGUGAGGGAGAAGCAACAAUCUGUAGAUAAUAAGGUGUUCAUAGAACAGACCAGUCCAGGAAAUUUUGUCGGUUGA
Molecule: messenger RNA, 1665 nt
Organism: Prunus armeniaca (apricot)
Lineage: Eukaryota; Viridiplantae; Streptophyta; Magnoliopsida; Rosales; Rosaceae
Source: the annotation of a GenBank genome assembly